Messenger RNA from Capronia epimyces CBS 606.96, 993 nucleotides. RefSeq lists its product as uncharacterized. The record is from RefSeq and is a predicted model, not a curated record. The coding region runs from base 1 to 993 and encodes 330 amino acids. The transcript has 3 exons. NCBI's taxonomy places the organism in Eukaryota, Fungi, Ascomycota, Eurotiomycetes, Chaetothyriales, Herpotrichiellaceae.
AUGGCCUCGAACUCGAAACUCCUCGUCGUCAUCGGCGCCACCGGCACCCAAGGUGGCUCCGUCGUCGAGACAUUUCUCCAAGAGCCGGGAUGGACGAUCCGCGGGCUCACGCGGAACCCUGGCAGCGCAGCCGCCCAAGCCCUCCAAGCUCGCGGCGUGGAGAUGGUGGCGGCCGACGUCGACGACGUGGCGUCCUUGCUGGCCGCUUUCGCCGGCGCCCACACCAUCUUCAGCAUGACCGACUUCUGGACCGGGUUCUUCAACCCGGCCAACCAGGCCAAACUGGCUCCCGGCCAGACCUUGAUGGAAUGGGCCCAUGACUACGAGUUGCAGCAGGGCAAAAACAUCCUGGCCGCCGCCAAUCAGACGCCAGGCCUGCAGAGGCUGAUCUAUUCGGCGCUGUCGUACGCCUCUAAAUGGUCCCGGGGCAAGUAUACGCACGUCUACCAUUACGACGCCGAAGGAAGGGCGGUCGACUACGCGACAUCCCAUUAUCCCGAAUUGAUGGAGAAGACUAGCGUCAUCCAGAUCGGAAUGUAUCUCACAAAUACGCUGUGGAUGUCUCAUUAUCAGCCUAAAAAGGAUCAAAAUGGCGUCUACGUCUUCAGCAACAAAUUCCCCGCCAACUGCAAAGUGCCCCUGAUCGCGCCCCGCGACGACACCGGCCCAUUCGUCAAAGCCCUCGUCAGCCUGGACCCAGGCAAGAAUCUCCUGGCCUACCGCGAGACCCUAACCUUCGCCGAGUACGCCGACGUCUGGGGCCGCGUCCUCGGCGUCAAGACAAAGUAUGUCGCCCUCGGGCCCGACGAGCCAUGGGGAGCCUUACCGGACACCAUCAAGCUCGAUAUCGAGGAGGGCGUGGGGUAUUUUACCGAGUUUGGCGCCGACGGAGGGGAUCCGUCGGUGGUCCAUCCUAAGGAUCUCGGUGUCCCCAUCGACCUGGGUACGGUGGCCGACUGGAUUGGAAAACAGGACUGGAGUGCUGUCUUGUGA